GUGCUAACUUGACCAGAAUCUUGUUGACAUGGAAACUAGCCGUUCUUGUGAGAACUUCAUCAAACUUGAGGUCAAUCAUCUAACCUCUUGGUCAAGCAACGAGUCAUCUUUAGAUAACUCUGAUGUAUCAAUGGGAUCAGAUUUCAAUGAAAAUACAACAGUGAGUUUUGGAAUUCUCUUUGAUGUGGAUGGUGUUCUUGCCAGGGGAAGCGCACCCCUAGAUCCUGCCAAAAAAGCAAUGGAGAAGCUGAAAGAUUCUAAUGGAAACCUGAAAGUUCCAGUUGCCUUUGUAACCAAUGCCUGUAACAGAAGUGCUGAUAAAGCAAGACAAAUCAGCAAAUGGUUUGAUAUCAAUGUGACACCUGAGCAAGUGAUUCAUGCUCCAACCCCAGCUAAACUUCUCAGUGAAUUUCAUGGAAAACAUACUUUAGUCAUUGGCCAGGAACAUAAGCGAGAAAUAGCAGAAGAUCUUGGUUUCAAAAAUGUUUGUACAAUUGAAGAUGUAAAAAAGGCCUACCCACUGUUAGACAUGGUUGAUCAUGAAAACAGGGGCAGAGUGGCAAGAGGGGAUUACAUUGAAAAUCCUGACUUCCCCAGAGUCGAUGUCAUUCUACUGAUUGGAGAGCCUUGUCGCUGGGAAACUGACCUUCAGUUGAUCAUUGACCUUCUAUUGACAGAGGGCAAACCACUACAUGCCCCUGAAGAUCCUCAUAAUGUUCCACAAAUUCCACUCAUAGCAUGCAACAUGGACCUUGUCUUCAUGGCUGAGGCUUGCAUGCCUCGCUUUGGCCAUGGUGCCUUCCUUCUUUGUCUUGAAGCACUUUACAAGAAAAUUACAGGCAAGGAUCUUCUUUACAAAAAUCUGGUAGGCAAACCCUGUGAAAUAACUUAUAGAUUUGCUGAACAUAUGGUGUCUAAAAUAGCGCAACAAAUGGGAAUCAGCAAGCCUAUCAAGCGCCUAUACUUUUUUGGGGACAACCCAAAUGUGGACAUAGUGGGGGCUAACUUGUAUGACCGCUUCAUUAAGAGAAAAGAUAGCAACGCCAAUGCUGUAGAUGUUCCAGUUUCUAGAUUGAUCCCACAGAGUGACGAGCUUCACAAGCAGACAGUGGAGGACUGUUUUAGUAUGUUGGUUGGUACAGGUGUCUACAAACACACAGCAGAUGAGGAGACAACUGUCAAGUCCACUGAUGUUUACCAUGGCCACAGAGAUAUUGCACAUGAACCAGAGCUCAGCAAGCCACACAAAUUUGUUCAUGAUGUCAAUGAUGGCAUUGAUUAUAUUUUUAGGAAAGAAGGCAUUGAGGUUAAUUGAGUUGCUUAAUAUCAGGCUGUAAAUAUGAGUUAAGUGUGUGUUGCUGUUGCUCAGUGAAUAAGGGCAUACUGUCUCCUGGCUGUCCUGUAAAUAUUGUGUAAUUAGCUGGUAUGUGCUCUAUAGUGAGCUGUCUUCGUGUCAGCUACUUGGGCUGUGCUCUAUAGUGAGCUGUCUUCAUGUCAGCUACUUGGGCUGUGCUCUAUAGUGAGCUGUCUUCAUGUCAGCUACUUGGGCUGUGCUCUAUAGUGAGCUGUCUUCAUGUCAGCUACUUGGGCUGUGCUCUAUAGUGAGCUGUCUUCAUGUCAGCUACUUGGGCUGUGCUCUAUAGUGAGCUGUCUUCAUGUCAGCUACUUGGGCUGUGCUCUAUAGUGAGCUGUCUUCAUGUCAGCUACUUGGGCUGUGCUCUAUAGUGAGCGGUCUUCAUGUCAGCUACUUGGGCUGUGCUCUAUAGUGAGCUGUCUUCAUGUCAGCUACUUGGGCUGUGCUCUAUAGUGAGCUGUCUUCAUGUCAGCUACUUGGGCUGUGCUCUAUAGUGAGCUGUCUUCAUGUCAGCUACUUAGGCUGUGCUCUAUAGUGAGCUGUCUUCAUGUCAGCUACUUGGGCUGUGCUCUAUAGUGAGCUGUCUUCAUGUCAGCUACUUGGGCUGUGCUCUAUAGUGAUUUGUCUUCAUGUCAGCUACUUGGGCUGUGCUCUAUAGUGAGCUGUCUUCAUGUCAGCUACUUGAGCUGUGCUCUAUAGUGAGCUGUCUUCAUGUCAGCUACUUGGGCUGUGCUCUAUAGUGAGCUGUCUUCAUGUCAGCUACUUGGGCUGUGCUCUAUAGUGAGCUGUCUUCAUGUCAGCUACUUGGGCUGUGCUCUAUAGUGAGCUGUCUUCAUGUCAGCUACUUGGGCUGUGCUCUAUAGUGAGCUGUCUUCAUGUCAGCUGUCUUCAUUUCAGCUACUGGAGCUGUGCUCUAUAGUGAGCUGUCUUCGUGUCAGCUACUGGAGCUGUGCUCUAUAGUGAGCUGUCUUCAUGUCAGCUGUCUUCAUGUCAGCUACUUGGGCUGUGCUCUAUAGUGAGCUGUCUUCGUGUCAGCUACUGGGGCUGAACCAUUGAGCUGUUAUGUUAGAGCUAUUGUAUGAUAAAAAGUUGAGUUUUUCAAAAGAUCUAAAUAAUUUUUUACUUUGUAACUUUGUUCAUAUGAAAAUAAUGGCAUAUCUAAGACAAGCAAUUCAGCUUGCCAAUCAUGUACAACGAAAAAGUGUGCAAGUUGGUUGUGUACUUUUCACCCCUUUUGUAAAGUUCAUAAGUCUUUCAUUUUUUACAAACUAUUCCUAAAAAAUAUUACAUUUUUAUACUAAUCAUUAGCCCUUAUUUUGUCAAUUUUUUUUAUUGUGUAUUUAUUUGCAUUCAUAUAUCAUUAGAGCCUAUAAGUAUAAAGAUCUUCUCAACAAAAAUGUCAGUUUAAGACCACUAAAGUUAUGCAUUCCAUUUAUUGGAUUUACACCUAGGCUCUGUCUUUUUAAAUUAUAAUUAUAUAAAUGUAUAUAUGUCAAACAGCUACUUUAAUGUAUAACCUUGUGAAAUUUGUCAUAAAUGGCUACAAAUUGUUCUCUCCACGAGGCUCUUCUUGUAAAUUUUGAGAAUCAAAUUUUUUAUUUGAUGCUAUGCUUUUGUGAGAAAUUAAAAGUUAAUGAUAAUUAAGAAGUUUUUUUGUAUCAAAAAUCAAUGUUCCUUGUGUCAAAGAGUUGCUAAUAGUAACGUGGAGAUCUGUUGGACUGAUAUGCUGCUGUGGAUUAACCUAUACAUUCUAUGCUGCAGGCCAGGCCAUUCUA
Molecule: messenger RNA, 3129 nt
Organism: Physella acuta
Lineage: Eukaryota; Metazoa; Mollusca; Gastropoda; Physidae
Product: haloacid dehalogenase-like hydrolase domain-containing 5
Biological process (GO): glycerophospholipid biosynthetic process
Cellular component (GO): mitochondrion
Source: RefSeq, a predicted model, not a curated record